Dothidotthia symphoricarpi CBS 119687 is the source of this 2242-nucleotide messenger RNA. Its product is annotated as acyltransferas-like protein. The coding region runs from base 377 to 1876 and encodes 499 amino acids. Lineage: Eukaryota; Fungi; Ascomycota; Dothideomycetes; Pleosporales; Dothidotthiaceae. The transcript has a single exon. The record is from RefSeq and is a predicted model, not a curated record. Gene Ontology annotation, biological process: polysaccharide biosynthetic process. Gene Ontology annotation, molecular function: acyltransferase activity, transferring groups other than amino-acyl groups. Gene Ontology annotation, cellular component: membrane.
CCAUUUCUUGUAUUCGAAUCGUCAUCGUAACGAGUAUGCCUGCACGAGCCGCCAGGCACGCCGCCCAGGUGCAUAUCCGCAGCAUUUUGAUUGGUCGAUAACCCAAUCCCCGCGUCUAGCAAUGCGUCCCCGCAGAACAAGCUACACCAAAUCAAACGAAAGUUUCGAGGUGGGAUAGAGUUCCUCGGCAAAAUGCCAACUUUCAACUAUCCUUGAGGGUACGCUGAAAUCGAACGAUCAUAUGCUUGCUGGCCUGGAUGCUGUCUGAGCUGGCUUCCUGGCCGGAAGAUAAUCUCAACAUCACCUCUUCAACAUUGAUUGUAGUCGCCACCUCAGGUUAUCAUCACAAGUUCGUCUUUUACUAUUGAAAACACAAAUGAUGCCAGCAAUGUAUAACGGCUUGUUGGACCACGACCGCGAGAAGAACACCAUUCCCGGACCCGCGACAUGGAAGCCAGUGAGGUCUGCAAGGUGGAGCUUGGACAUUGUUCGACCAGAAUUCUUCAAACUGCGACGCGGUAGUUCUAGCAUUACGAAAAAACCUCUUCGGUCUACAGCAUGGCUGGACGGUCUCAGAGGAUUCGCUGCGUUUCUCGUCUAUCUACAUCAUAACCAGUUGUGGGCACAUGGCGAUAAAGGCGACCUGAUCUAUGAGAACUCCUUUGGCUUUGAAGGCCAACGUUACUUCGCUGCCCUCCCUUUCGUGCGCCUCUUUUUCUCAGGCGGACAUUUUGCGGUUGCCAUAUUUUUCGUCAUAUCUGGAUACGUCCUCUCCAUCAAAAGCUUGGGUUUGAUCCAAAAAGGCCAGAUCUUGAACGCUGCAGACAGUGUUGGCUCCGCACUCUUUCGACGCUGGAUACGGCUAUACCUUCCCAUCAUUGCGAUCACUCUCAUUUGGAUCACGUACCUGUACUACUCCGGAAUCUGGGUUGAUGGUCUCAAAAACCAAGGCAGCACAUAUCCUGAGAUACUCAGAAGCUGGUAUUACGAGUUCAAGAACUACAGCUUCGUCUUCACCGGUAACUUCUACACAUUCUGCAACAACUACAACCCUCUACUAUGGUCCAUUCCCAUGGAGUUCAAAGGCUCGAUCAUCGUAUACACGGUGCUUUCCGCUUUGUCCAGGUGCACACGGAAUGCUCGGCUUUGGUGCGAAGCAGGCUUGGUCAUCUACUUCAUCUACAUUGUGGAUGGCUGGUACGGCGCUCUCUUCAUGUCUGGCAUGCUACUUUGCGAUCUCGAUCUACUUGCUCUCGACGACAAGCAGCCUGCAUUCUUGAGUAAAUUUGAAGGGUUCAAGGAACUCAUCUUCUUUCAUCUCUUUAUCCUCGCUCUCUAUCUGGGCGGUGUGCCACUUGCACGCUCCAAAGAUCACGCUCAAGGUCUCAACAACUCACCAGGCUGGAAAUGGCUCUCGUACCUCAAACCCCAAGCUGUGUACGAUGGCGAGUGGUUCUACCUGUUCUGGGGAGCUUUCCUUCUGGUAGCAUCGGUACCGCGUCUGCCGUGGUUGAAACGCUGCUUCGAAACGCGCCUUUGCCAGUACCUUGCCCGCAUCUCGUUUGCGCUGUAUCUGGUUCAUGGUUACUUGAUCAGAACAUUGGGCGACCGGUUAUGCGCUACAGUAGGUUUCCUGAGAGAUGAGCAUAAGGACAAAAUCCCUCAAUGGGUCAACACAUUUCCUAUCUCUACGGCGGGCCCCAUGGGACUCGAAUUGGCGUACUGCGCGCAGCAACUCGUCAUGAUUCCCAUCACGCUCUAUGCGGCAGAGCUGGUAACGAAGCUGAUCGACGAACCGAGCGUGAAGGUCUCGAAUUGGUUCUUCCAAAAGACUCUCGCACAAUCAGAGCAGCCGCGGAGGCAGACGCUGCGAUAAGUUUUGUUGAGAUGACGAAUGUAGCAAUAGUACGCCGUCCCUCCUUCCGACAAUGCGGUACCUGUUGAAUUAAAUGCAAUGUGAAUCCUACAAAGCAUGCACGUCGGGACAGAUCCCUGCUCUGCAUACAACAAAUAAAGAACCCUUAUCAGUCAGAAUUUGCACUUACCAUUGGUCCCAACCAGGCAUGGGUGAAGACGGACGUGCCUGCCCGUUGUAGCAAUGACAUUCUUGUCUGACUGAUUCUGUCGCGUGCCGCACUCAAAUAUACGUUGGCAACCCCAUGACAACGGAAUUAACCUUUUCACAUGAGUGAUUUCCUGCCUCGGGAACCUACCAUCUCUGUACAAACCUGCGGGGCUUUGC